This is a messenger RNA of Jaculus jaculus (lesser Egyptian jerboa), 2445 nucleotides long. RefSeq names its product major facilitator superfamily domain containing 2B (gene Mfsd2b). The record is from RefSeq and is a predicted model, not a curated record. Gene Ontology annotation, cellular component: membrane. Bases 1 to 1521 code for a protein of 506 amino acids. The transcript is spliced from 14 exons. Gene Ontology annotation, molecular function: sphingolipid intramembrane carrier activity; symporter activity. Lineage: Eukaryota; Metazoa; Chordata; Mammalia; Rodentia; Dipodidae. Gene Ontology annotation, biological process: carbohydrate transport.
AUGGCGUCCUCGCGCGCAGGGGCGCGGGCGGCGGAGGCGCACGCUGCGGAGCCGGAGCCGGAGCCGGAGCCGGAGCCCGGGCCGCGGGAGCCCAGCUCGGACAGCGGAGCUGGUCGCCUCUCAUUCUGUACGAAGGUGUGCUAUGGUAUUGGUGGAGUCCCCAACCAGGUGGCCUCCAGUGCCUCAGCCUUUUAUCUGCAGCUCUUCCUACUUGAUGUGGCACAGAUCCCUGCUGCACAAGUGUCACUUGCCUUGUUUGGAGGGAAGGUGUCUGGGGCAGUUGCUGACCCUGUUGCUGGCUUCCUCAUCAACAGAAGCAGGAGGACUGGGUCUGGCCAGCUCAGACCCUGGAUUCUGGGCUGCAUGCCCUUCAUCGCUGUGGCCUACUUUUUCCUGUGGUUCCUGCCCCCCUUCACCAGCCUGCGAGGCCUCUGGUACACCACCUUCUUCUGCCUGUUCCAGGCCCUGGCUACGUUCUUCCAGGUACCUUACACGGCGCUCACUAUGAUCCUCACCCCCAGCCCCAGGGAACGGGACUCUGCCACUGCAUACCGGAUGACCAUGGAAAUGGCAGGGACGCUGAUGGGAGCCACCCUCCAUGGGCUCAUCGUGUCGGGUGCUCACCAGUCUCAGCAGUGUGAGGAUGCUGUGCUCCCCAGGAGUGCGGCUGUCUCUCCAGAUGCGACUCGUCUUUACUGCAUCGCAGCUGCUGUGGUUGCUAUGACUUACCCUGUGUGUGGCGGCUUGCUCUGCCUAGGAGUGAAAGAGCCACCAGACUCUUCUGCCCCAGCUUCAGGUCAGGGCCUGAGCUUCCUGGCUGGGCUGGGCAUCACUGUCAGGCACCCGCCCUACUUGAGUCUGGUAGUCUCCUUCCUGCUCAUCUCUGCUGCAGUCCAGGUGGAGGAGAGCUACUUUGUCCUGUUUUGUAUGCACGCAUCCCGACUACACGACCACAUCCAGAACCUGGUGCUUACCAUCCUGGUCUCAGCUGUACUGAGCACCCCACUGUGGGAGUGGGUUCUUCAGCGAUUUGGGAAGAGGACAUCAGCAUUUGGGAUCUGUGUGAUGGUGCCUGCUUCAGUCUUGCUGGUGGCUGUGCCUUCAGCGCCCGUGGCUUACGUCGUGGCCUUUUUCUCUGGCGUGAGCAUUGCCGUGUCCUUGCUGCUACCCUGGUCCAUGCUGCCAAACGUGGUGGAUGACUUCCAGCUCCAGCAGCAGCAGCACGGCCCAGGCGUGGAGACCAUCUUCUACUCAUCCUAUGUCUUUUUUACUAAGCUUGCAGGCGCAGGCGCCCUGGGCAUCUCCACCCUCAGUCUGGAGUUUACAGGAUAUAAAGCAGGCGCCUGCCAGCAGACAGAGGAGGUGGUAUUCACUCUCAAAGUCCUCAUUGGAGCUGUGCCCACCUGCAUGAUCAUUAUUGGUCUGUGUAUCCUCAUGUUUGGCCCCUCUCCUAGGGUGCCAAGCCAGGACAUCCCUUGCCAGCUAAAACUUCGGAGGAGGACCAGCUACAGUCUUGCCUGAAGUUUUGGGAAAGAGUGGGAGCCUGCGCCUUCUGGGCCAUCUGUCCUCAGUCCUUGAGCACAUACGUAGCAGCUUAGCAUCAGCACUUUCUGCUGUGGCAUGGAGACUUAGUGAUCUUCUGAAGGGAGGGGCCUGAAUCUCUUGCCUGUUGAUCACAGAGCCUCUCAGGCUGGUUUCCAUGACUGUCAGGCAGCCUCAGACAUGGAAAGCAGCCUACUGCAACUACUUUUGUAAACAGCAAGCUCCUCCCAGCCUGGCCUGCACUUCUGUGGGAGCACCAGACCUUGAUGGGAAAGCUCCCACACAGGAAGACAAGACACACAGGUUUGCUUGCCCCCAGGCUCCACACAGAGGGCCCGAGGCACCACAUGAAUGGGCAGAUUGGACAGUGACAUUUCUGAGACAUAUCGGUAGAUUCAGAGACUAACCAUGAGGAGAGAAUGGGGAGAGAAUGGGGAUAGCAGUGGGGAAAAGACUCAGUACAGCCCACCCUGGCAUGUGGAUGUCUCGCCAACAUUUUGCUGAGCUCCCCAGAAUUGACAACACUGCUUUUAUCAGUAGACAGAGGCUGGCAUGAGCUGCAAAAAGACAAUCAUUUUUUUUAAGUGGGAAAUAUUGUUCUCAAGUUCUAUUCUAUAGGAAUUAUGGUUUUCUUGAGGUCAUGUCUUUGAGGAAGAUCCACUGAGGUUUAUUUUUUCAAAAACAAAUGCUUAUAAUACCAGCACUUGGGAGAUAGAAGUAAGACUGAGUUCAAAGCUAGCCUCAACGACAUGGUGAAUUUGAGGCUAGCCUGGGUCACAUGAAACUGUUUCAAAAGUAAAACAACACAGGGCUGGAGAGAUGGCUUAGUGGUUAAGGCGCUUGUCUGUAAAGCCACAGGACCCAGGUUCAAUUUCUCAGGACCCAUGUAAACCAGAUGCACAA